Molecule: messenger RNA, 1504 nt
Organism: Alosa sapidissima (American shad)
Lineage: Eukaryota; Metazoa; Chordata; Actinopteri; Clupeiformes; Clupeidae
Gene: zdhhc21
Product: zinc finger DHHC-type palmitoyltransferase 21
Exons: 8
Coding region: 448-1245 (265 amino acids)
Biological process (GO): peptidyl-L-cysteine S-palmitoylation; protein targeting to membrane
Cellular component (GO): Golgi apparatus; endoplasmic reticulum
Molecular function (GO): protein-cysteine S-palmitoyltransferase activity
Source: RefSeq, a predicted model, not a curated record
UAUGAGCUAUAUUUUUUCAUUAAUGAAUUGCGUGAAACAACAUUGUUUCAGAAAUAACGGCUUAUUAAAACAUUCAAACUUGUAUUUAUAAAAACUGACAAGCGCAUCUGGCAGGGUCACGCCCAUUUAUGAUUUGUAGUCCUUCAAGCAGCAACCAGCCAGUGGUUUGUUUGUGGUUGCUGGAGUCUGUGUCACAGCCACGGAAGAAGUUGACAGUUCGGUUCUGAUUUCAUUCACCAGGGUGAUACAAGCGCAGGCAACAACCUCACAGUCCACAUGCUUCGGGGCUCCGCCUGACCCGACCCGACGCUGGCGCCCAGUGCCAGCUCCGAUUCCCGCCUGCAGUCGAGUGGGGUCGAGUGACGGACAGACGGCACCACCUUCCCACCCCGUGUCUUCCUCCUCCUCCUCCUCCUCCUCUUCCUCACCCUCCUGCCUGCGGUCAGGAUGAAGCUGCGUCUGCACUUUGUGGUGGACCCCAUGGGCUGGUUCUGCAUGUCCUUGGUCUUCUUCGUGUGGUUCUACAACACCCUCUUCAUCCCCAAGCUCAUCCUCUUCCCACACUACAACGAGGGACACGUCCCCUGGGCCCUGGUGAUCUGUUAUUAUCUGGCAUCAUUGUUCUGUGUGACCGCGUUGGUGAGGGCGUCGACUGCAGACCCAGGCAGGCUACCCCAGGACCCCCACAUACCUCACUCAGAGCGUGAGCACUGGGAGCUGUGUAAUAAGUGUAACCUGAUGCGGCCCAAGAGGUCCCACCACUGCAGCCGCUGUGGCCACUGUGUUCGACGCAUGGACCACCACUGCCCCUGGAUUAAUAACUGCGUGGGGGAGGACAACCACUGGCUCUUCCUGCAGCUGUGUUUCUACACGCAGGUGUUGAGUCUCUUCACGCUGGUGCUGGACUUCUGCCACUACUACUGCUUCCAGUCCCUGCCUAAUCUCCGCCAGGAGGAGUUCACUGGGCGUCAUGAGUUGGCUUUGCUGCGCACCUCCACCUUCAUGGGGCUGGUGAUGUUUGGAGGCAUGAGCAGCCUCUUCUACACCCAGCUCACCGGCAUCCUACAAGACACCACCACCAUAGAGAAGAUGUCCCUCUUCAACAGUGAAGUUGUCCCCAGUAGUCGUCCGUGGCAGCAGUCCCUGGCGGAGGUGUUUGGCACGCGCUGGAAGCUCCUGUGGUUCCUCCCCUUCAGGAGACGACAGCCUCUAGGGGGCGCCCUCCACUCCCGCAUCCGUGUGUGAGCCCCCUCACACCCGCCUCCUUACCCACAAUGCAAUACAGCACUGUACCAGGGCCAGAACGUCCCCCCCCCCCCCCCACCCCACCCCCCCUUCCCAGCCCAGCUUCUCGUCAUGCUAGUCCGUCAUCAGACAUGUCCAGUGCUGUCCACUUCGUCCCACUAGACUGGUGAAGGGCUGCUGGAGGUUUCACACACACACACACACACACACACACACUGCCCAGUGAUGCUCCAGUCUCCCAGAUUUGACACACACACAC